Messenger RNA from Xenopus laevis (African clawed frog), 1694 nucleotides. RefSeq names its product decaprenyl diphosphate synthase subunit 1 L homeolog (gene pdss1.L). Gene Ontology annotation, molecular function: prenyltransferase activity; all-trans-decaprenyl-diphosphate synthase activity. The coding region runs from base 149 to 1384 and encodes 411 amino acids. Gene Ontology annotation, biological process: isoprenoid biosynthetic process; ubiquinone biosynthetic process. Gene Ontology annotation, cellular component: transferase complex; heterotetrameric polyprenyl diphosphate synthase complex; mitochondrial matrix. Lineage: Eukaryota; Metazoa; Chordata; Amphibia; Anura; Pipidae. The transcript is spliced from 11 exons. The record is from RefSeq and is a predicted model, not a curated record.
CGCAGCCCUUAUCAGAAAUGGCGUCUCUCGCUUUCCUUUGACGUCAGUUCUGUUCCGGAAUUCCAAUUUCUGGUUCCGGAUGUAAGGGGUGAGAGUGCUUGGGCUGGAUUGCCGGUACUGUGGUGCCGGAGGGAGGGAAGAGAAGGUGAUGGCUCAGGCUUGGGGCAGGAGGCUCUUGUGUAGAGCACAUCACGCGGUCAUUCAGCCCUGGGCCCUGGAGUUGCACAGACAAGUCGGACACUGCGCGAGAGUCGCCCGCAAAGGAGGAAACUGCGGAAAGGCAGUGCCAUGUCUAGUUACCUCGGCACACUUUACAGAUCGGAGGAGCCUUCUUUGGAGGCCUCCAUCUAGGCUUCUGCAUGUAACGCAUGGAGGAUGCUGCUGCAGCAAGACCAGUAGCGAGGCCAAAUAUAAAGACCCGUUUACACUUGGAAGCAGAGACCUAAAUAAUUUCUAUGAUGAUAUCAAGAAGGAGCUGUUAAUAACAACCAAGGAGCUGAAAGAAAUGUGCGAUUAUUAUUUUGAUGGAAAAGGGAAAGCUUUCAGACCAAUGCUUGUCAUGCUAAUGGCACGGGCGUGCAAUAGCCAUUACAAUAACUGCCGGGAGGUGCAUCCUUCUCAGCGCACCAUUGCUGAAAUCUCCGAAAUGAUCCACACAGCGAGUUUAGUCCACGAUGAUGUCAUUGAUGGUUCCGACUCUCGGAGAGGGAAACAAACUGUCAAUCAAAUCUGGGGAGAAAGAAAAGCGGUCCUUGCCGGCGAUCUUAUACUGUCAGUAGCUGCAGUGGCCUUGGCACGAAUUGGGAAUAACACAGUAAUAGCCCUGAUCUCUCAAAUCAUUGAAGAUUUGGUGCGUGGUGAAUUUCUUCAACUGGGCUCCAAAGAGAAUGAAAAUGAAAGAUUCUCUCACUACCUUGAAAAGACCUUUAAGAAGACUGCAAGCCUCAUAGCCAACAGCUGUAAAGCAGUCUCUGUGUUAGCUUGUCCUGAUCCCGCCGUUCAUGAGAUUGCAUACCAGUAUGGCAAGAAUGUUGGCAUAGCUUUUCAGCUUAUAGAUGAUGUCUUGGACUUUACAUCUUGUGCCGACCAGUUGGGGAAACCAGCAGCAGCCGAUUUGAAACUGGGAUUGGCAACUGGUCCAGUUUUAUUUGCUUGCCAACAGUUUCCGGAGCUCAAUGCCCUGAUCAUGAGAAGAUUCAGUUUGCCAGGAGAUGUAGAGCGAGCGUGGCAGUAUGUUCUCCAGAGCAAUGGUGUCCAGCAAACAACCUACCUCGCCCAGAGUUACUGCAGUCAAGCAGUGCAAGAGAUCAGCAAGCUGCAGCCGUCCCCUGAGAGAGAAGCGCUCAUUCAGCUCACAGAAAUUGUACUUACAAGGGACAAAUGACAAGAACCUCUGGCUCUACCAGGCAGCUAACACCAAACUGUGCCUAAUGCAACACAUCAAACACAGCCGACAUCCAACCAAAGCGCUAUGUACCAUCUCGGGACGGCUUUCUCUUGGCAUUGAAAGUCUUUUUUUUUUUAUUUGGAUUUUUUAUUCAUUGAAGCCAUUUUAUUUAAAACUAAGCAGAUGCAGGGAAAGUCCUUUUUAUUAAGAGAGUAUAUUGUGAGAUUCUGUCUCUAUGCCAAGCUAAAGGGAUCCUGUCAUUGGAAAACAUGUUUUUUUCAAAAUGAAUCAGUUAAUAGUGCUACUC